Messenger RNA from Caenorhabditis briggsae, 186 nucleotides. The transcript is spliced from 2 exons. NCBI's taxonomy places the organism in Eukaryota, Metazoa, Nematoda, Chromadorea, Rhabditida, Rhabditidae. Gene Ontology annotation, biological process: sensory perception of chemical stimulus. The coding region runs from base 1 to 186 and encodes 61 amino acids. Gene Ontology annotation, cellular component: membrane. The record is from RefSeq and is a predicted model, not a curated record. Gene Ontology annotation, molecular function: G protein-coupled receptor activity.
AUGGGAGCAGUACUAUUUUAUUGUCAUUUGGUUAUAUACAAUUCCCUUCGCCGCCUCUCUCUCUUCCCGAUUCUCCUGGUCUACCGUAUCCGAUUGUCCCAUUCUAGCCGGAUUACAAAAAUUCAACAAGUCACAAGUACUCGUCAAACAAUGGAUGAGCAUAUAAAGAAAAAUGUUUGGAAUUAA